Molecule: messenger RNA, 2514 nt
Organism: Leguminivora glycinivorella
Lineage: Eukaryota; Metazoa; Arthropoda; Insecta; Lepidoptera; Tortricidae
Product: mutS protein homolog 5-like
Exons: 19
Coding region: 25-2472 (815 amino acids)
Biological process (GO): chiasma assembly; mismatch repair
Cellular component (GO): nucleus
Molecular function (GO): mismatched DNA binding; ATP binding; ATP-dependent DNA damage sensor activity
Source: RefSeq, a predicted model, not a curated record
GUGAGUCUUUUGUGUCGUGUGACAAUGAUAAAUGGAAGUUCUAAUGAUGCUUCGACAAACGCGCCACGGACAAGCGGCAGUGAAACUAAUCAAAGAGAUCCAUUCGUUAUUUCGAGGUGUCGCAGGAACACCGAAGUUACAGUGAAUAACGUCGAUACUAAUAAUGACUCCACGGAAGAAACCGAUGUGGAGGAGAAAUUAUUGACGGUAUAUUGCCGAGCAGGCAAGCUUGGAGCUGCCUACUACACGAUACAAACUGGAGAGCUUCACAUACUAGAGGAACUCCCAGACCGUGCCCCAGAAUUCCUCAUGUUCCGAAACUUGUUCCGACAAGUGGAACCACUACAAGUCCUUCUAGAUGGAAGAACACAAAGUGCCUUCGUUAGCGCUGUGAAGAAGACUGUGUUCGCCGAUGGAGAUGAGGGUGGGAAGUGCAAACUGGUGUUUCUGGCUUCCAAGGAAUACAGUUUCGAAGCCUGUAAACGUCGUAUCUACCUCCUAUCCCUACCAACGGAACCAAAGAACUGCACCGAUGAAGAGAGAACACUGUUCCUCAGAACUGUCAUAGAUUUCAACCAGACCCAAACGGUUCAUGCUUUAGGCGCCCUCCUUAAAUAUCUGGACCUGAACUGGUCGAAUUUGAACCUGGAUCUGCAGAGCAAGCCUCAGUUUUUGAGCUUGAGGAGGGUUUCUUUAAAAGAUAUAGUAACAAUCGACGAGGACACAUAUCGUGGUCUCCAAAUAUUCAGCACCAUAUCCCACCCCAGUAACUUCAAAAAGGGCGUCCAGGGCAGCAACAAGGAGGGAUUGAGUCUGUUCUACAUAUUCAACAAAUGCUCAAGCAAAGUUGGACAGAAGAUGAUGAGAGUGCUAAUGCAACACCCGACUACCGACUUGGAGACGAUAAAGCGUCGUCAGGACGCCGUGGAGUUCUUUAUGAAGCCGCAAAGUGACACCAUUAUGAGAAACAUGUGCUCUUCGCUGAGGUUCAUCAAGAAUGUUAACGGCAUCUUGACGAAAAUAAAGGAGUUAUCUGCCAAACCCUAUCAGUGGAAGUCGCUCUACAAUACUUUGUACAACGCAGUCCUUAUUUGUGAGAUGUGCGAGAACGCGGGAAAGUCCAGCGAGUUCCUUGAACGACUCGCCUCUUUUGACAACAACAAACUUUAUGAAAUGGCGUUAUACAUGAACAGGAUAAUAGAUUUCGACUUAUCGAAGACGGAACGCAAGUUCACCGUCAAAGCUGGAGUUGACCAAGAGCUUGACAUGAAAAAGCAAACCAUGGCAAGCCUCCACAUCCUAAUGUCCGAGACAGCCAAAGUUGAAAUGGAGCGAUUGCCCCCCUUCGUAGAAGAAUGUACAAUGCUCUACAUGCCACAUCUAGGCUACCUACUAGGAGUGAAGAUCUGGGCUGAAGGUCUGACUAUGGAAGAAAAACAACUGCCUGACAUGAAAUUCAUGUUUCAAAACAAUGACUACAUCCACUACAAAAGCAAAGGUUGUGAAGAACUGGACGUGAUGAUAGGAGACACAUACCCUGAGAUAGUUGCUCACGAAACUCGCAUCAUGUUACGCCUGACCGCCGUGAUCCUGGAUAAUCUCAACACAUUAGCCGCUUGUGUGGACGCUUGCGCAGAACUUGACUGCCUCAUAGCAAUCGCCAAAGUGUCGAAAGAGUACAACUUCGUCCGUCCCACCAUGACUCCAGAGAAGAUCAUCGACAUCAAAGAUGGCCGCCAUCCACUUCACAUCCUAACCACAGAUAACUUCGUGCCAAAUGAUGCACAGGCCAGCGCUGGAGCGUGCGCGAGAGUUCUCACAGGACCCAAUGCGAGCGGAAAGUCUGUCUACAUGAAGAUGAUCGGCCUCAUCGUAUAUCUAGCCCACAUUGGUAGCUUCGUCCCAGCUAGAGCCGCCACCAUCGGUGUAAUCCGCCACAUCAGGUCACGCUUGCAGACCGCGGAAUGUAUAGCGAGUCACAUGUCUGCUUUCCUCAUAGACCUGAAACAGAUGGAGCUGGCCCUUCAAGAAUCCACCUUUGACUCCCUGAUCCUAAUAGACGAGUUCGGCAAAGGCACCUCAGAGGUCGACGGGCUAUCCUUACUAGCAGCUUGCCUCAACACAUUCCUGUUUCAAGGAGAUGCGUGUCCACACAUCUACCUAUCCACUCACUUCCUCAACAUUAGGGAGUAUAUCGUGGAAACUCCGCUGGUGAAGUUUUUGCGUUUCGAGCACGUUAUGGACGGAGACGCCCCGGUAUUCCUGUUCAGAGUGACUGAAGGUUGCGUCGACAGCAGUUUCGCUCUUCAAGUAGCUCGAGCCAGUGGUGUGGACAGCAGUGUGCUUGACAGGGCCAGCGAAGUUGCCGAUAGUAUGAAGAACAACGGCCUGCCGCCGCCAAACAAGAAAAUCAUGGCAAAACUGAAGGCAUUCACAGAAAUGAUAAAAAAUGAUCUCGCCGAAGACAUUUAAUAAUAAAAUUUGCUUACAAACAUUGAUAUUUCUCGUAGCUUA